CUUUUAUAGAUGGGGUAAAAUAUUAUCCAAGAACUUUCUGAAGUAAGUUUAGCCUACAUGAGAUGUGAGACGUUAUGUUGUCAUAAAGUAAUUGAGCUUGGAUAUUUAAAUAGAUGUUUGAUUGCUCUGGUCUAUGGGUGCAUCAGUUACAACAUCGAGACUGGAAUUCUCUUCCGGCCGGAAACCCCCCAAUCCUUAUCUGAACACUGUGACAACAUAGUAACCGCGCUGUAGCCUACACAUUUAUUUUCUUUAGUAAGAAACAAUAGCUUCCACGAUGAAUCCGGACAAAAUUAGCCCAUUCCCCUCUACCCUCACGGAGUCCCCGGAUCAAACGUCUCCCGAUACCGUUUUACUGCUGCGUCUGGUCGACUGCAGGAAAACACCGGGGCAGAGUGGAACUGAGAGAGGAGAAGAGAAGGAAGAUGGAGAUUUGAUUUCAUUAAGUAAGAACCAUGGGGACAGCCCAAACCGUUGCUCUCUCAGUGGGAGGGGCUUAUCAUCUGGGGAGCCUAAACAACAACGUGAUGCUGACAAGACGUCUCUCCAGAAGAGUCUCUCCAGAUCAGAACGUCUCAAUAGCUGUGAUCAGUGUGGGAAGAGCUUCAAACAAUCACAACACCUGAUUACACACCAGCGAAUACACAAAGGAGAGAAGCCUUAUAGCUGUGAUCAUUGUGGGAAGAGCUUCAAACAAUCACAACACCUGACUAGACACCAGCGCAUACACACAGGAGAGAAGCCUUAUAGCUGUGAUCAGUGUGGGAAGAGAUUUGCUGUAUCAGGAGCCCUGACUAGACACCAGCGCAUACACACAGGAGAGAAGCCUUAUAGCUGUGAUCUUUGUGGGAAGAGCUUCAAUCACUCAGGAGCCCUGACUAGACACCAACGCAUACACACAGGAGAGAAGCCUUAUAGCUGUGAUCAGUGUGGGAAGAGUUUCAGUCAAUCAGGAAUCCUGACUACACACCAGCGCAUACACACAGGAGAGAAGCCUUAUAGCUGUGAUCAGUGUGGGAAGAGCUUCAGGACGUCAGAACACCUGAUUACACACCAGCGAAUACACACAGGAGAGAAGCCUUAUAGCUGUGGUCAUUGUGGGAAGAGCUUCAAUCAAUCAGGAGACCUGACUACACACCAGCGCAUACACACAGGAGAGAAGCCUUAUAGCUGUGAUCAUUGUGGGAAGAGCUUCAAACAAUCAGGAGACCUGAUUACACACCAACACAUACACACAGGAGAGAAGCCUUAUAGCUGUGAUCAGUGUGGGAAGAGAUUUGCUGUAUCAGGAAUCCUGACUACACACCAGCGCAUACACACAGGAGAGAAGCCUUAUAGCUGUGAUCAGUGUGGGAAGAGCUUCAAUCAAUCACAACACCUGAUUACACACCAGCGCAUACACACAGGAGAGAAGCCUUAUAGCUGUGGUCAUUGUGGGAAGAGCUUCAAUCUCUCAGGAGCACUGACUAGACACCAACGCAUACACACAGGAGAGAAGCCUUAUAGCUGUGGUCAUUGUGGGAAGAGCUUCAAUCACUCAGGAGCCCUGACUACACACCAAUGUAUGCACACAGGAGAGAAGCCUUAUAGCUGUGAUCAGUGUGGGAAGGGUUUUGCUCGAAAUUUCAACCUGACUAAACACCAGCUCACACACACUGGAGAGAAACCUUACUCUUGUCUAUGUGGAAAGAGCUUUGCUCAUUCAGAGUCACUGAUAAAACACCAGAAAGCCCUUUCCUCUCUGGCACUGGUUCCAGAUCCCUAAAUAAAGUUUCAAUAGAAAACAUCUUGUAAAGAGUCAUCUAUCUCCCAUUCUCUAACAGUUUGCUAAGUCUGAUUACCAUGGUAACCUGUGUCGCAUAAUGACAUCAGACGGUAUCUUAAUGCAUGGAAGAGAUAAUUGGACCGAAAAGUGUGUGUACCUCAAACCCCCCUCUAAUUGGCUGAAGAAGGAGUGACGAAGGCGUUGAAUAUGGCCCUGUCCGAACCAUUUCUACUGAGAGGAAUGGCCGAGCCAGCAACCGGUGUACAGUAUCCGAUCUAAGCUAUCAACUGCUUUUCUCUCAUGUUUCUCUCAGGAGUGUGAGAGGAGUCCACGUGGAGUGAGCAUGGGGAAAGGUGCUGUUCUAAACUUUUCUUAUGUUGCUGGUAUAUUGGUUGACGAAUGGACAAGACAUAAUGGGCAUCUAAGGUGAAACAUUGACAUUGGGACAUUAUAAUGGGUCAUUCACUUUGAACUUUAAAGCUAUCUGAAGAGGAACGAAGAGGACACCAGAAGAAUCAGUGUCUGGAGAGAGGGGUUGGGUCAACUGUACCCAUAACUGUUUAGACUUUUGGGGUAUCAGGUUGAUUGUAGAGGUCUACACCACGUAAAAUGAUAGUCAUUUAGAUUAAGAAUGCAUUGAGAUACUGAUCUGUAGAAUAAUCAUGAUAAAAUUGUUAAUAGUAGAAAUUAUGGGAUAAUUAUACUGGAUGUUAAAAUGAAUGGACAUUCUGCUAAUAUUGAUGUGUGUUUAAAUUGAGUUGUUACUUUGAGUGAUAAGACAAAUUUCAAUCACUGAGCAAUGUCAUUUUGAAAUUUUGGUUGGAUAAUUAACUGAGUUCUAAUUAUGAUUUUAUUUGGAAAUUGAAUGAAUUUUAAAACUGAAGGAUUGAUUUGAGUUGAAUAUGUUAAUAUCUAAAUGAGUGAAGAAAUGAAUGUACUAGGGAUUGAUUGUUGUUAUGAACUAAAGAUGUUGACGCUAUUAUAAGCAUGCCAUGGUGAAUGACAUGGGUGAACUCUGAUCAGGAGAGUGUAAAUGAUCAUAAUCUAUUUGGAUCUAUAGGCAUUACCUUAUAAAUAGUGGAAUCAUGAUGUUUGUCUUGGGUCAUGUUCAUUAGGCACCAAGGAUAUACAUUUUAUUUUAACUAGGAGUCACUACCUGGAUUUGUACAACAAAAUAUGCUAAUUAGAGUUUCUGGGAUGGAAAUAGUCAUUUCCAACACACUAUGCUGAUCCAUUGGAGUGUGAUAGAUAGCUAAAGAUUAUUUUAUUAAACUCCAUUGGUGCAUGCACUGCAUUAUGCAUUCAUUAUGUGCUUUUCACUGUCUAUGGAAAAUAUAGCUUUGAAUCUCAUAAACUGUAUGCAUUUUUAGUUUUUCUUCGUGGGUUCGUGCAGGUGACUGUGUAUCAUAACCUUCCCAGACAAGUUGCUAGAGUGUUUAGUAAAUGUUGGGGGAUGGUAAUAAGAGACAGUGCUGAGUUUCUUGGGAUGUUAUGUGCAGGAACCCCAUGCAAUGAGUUAUUGUUUUGUGAUUUUUGGUUUAUGUAGAAUAUAUGUAUGUUCUAUGUGAAUGAAUGUUCUUAAAUCUGGUGAUUUUCUUUUAAGUUGAGAGGGGACACAGAGGGAUGACUGUCUUUUCUGUUGUGAUGAAGCCUGUGUUUAGACACUGGUUCUGCUGUAACGUUACUGUUCUGAUUCUCUAGAAGGGACGGAGUCCCUUGAGAGGGGAAUGUCGUGGACGAAUCAGAAUUAGUUGGGUAACAUAGAUAAUUAAGAUGUUUUAUUAGUAUAAUAUGCUUAUUUGAGGUACUUGUCAUUAGAAAUUGUCCAUUGGACUCUGGUGUCUUUUCAGUUGCACGUCUACCUUAGCUGGGGCUCAGACACUUGGGGCCCAGCAAGGGGAGAGGUCAGACUUGUCGUCAUGGGAAUGUAUCUUUACCUAUUUCUUAAACCAUGUGAAGGGAUGGCGUGAUUACUGGGGAACCAAUGACUUGUCUCCACAAUGUCUGUGAGCAAGUCACUCCCUCCUUUUGUUUAUUGUGGGGAGGUUAAUGGCAGUAUCUGGACCCUUGUAUGUCCUCUCUUAGAUCUCACACUUAUCCUGUGAUAAUAUAUGGCCUAGAGGCUCACUCCCUCCAGUGAGCCUGUCCAGGAGUAGGGUCAAGAGGGGGUUUGCUUGAGAUGGGAGUAUCUAGAGUUGACAAUUGAUAUAUGCCAUUGGAUGAAAUAGUUCUGUUCAAUACCGUACCAGGGAGGGACGGUUCUAAGGAGACCAGAUACUGGGCUAUACCAUUAAUCCUGUUGACAUAG
This is a messenger RNA of Salmo salar (Atlantic salmon), 4073 nucleotides long. RefSeq lists its product as uncharacterized. Gene Ontology annotation, cellular component: nucleus. Gene Ontology annotation, biological process: regulation of transcription by RNA polymerase II. The record is from RefSeq and is a predicted model, not a curated record. Lineage: Eukaryota; Metazoa; Chordata; Actinopteri; Salmoniformes; Salmonidae. Gene Ontology annotation, molecular function: RNA polymerase II cis-regulatory region sequence-specific DNA binding; DNA-binding transcription activator activity, RNA polymerase II-specific.